AUGGAGAAAAAUGUUUCUAUUCAACAGCUUACUGAGGAAAAGGAAAUACAAAAAAAGGGUGCGAUAUGCUUGCAAAAUUGUACUUAUUCCAUUGUACAUGAAGUAGCAAUGACAAUGGGCAUGCAUAUAGUAAAGCCUGAAGGAUCGUGGGAUUUGUGGUGGUGUACCACACCCAUGGACUUUAAAAAAGCCAAAACUUUAAAAAAAUACCAAAAGACGAAUCAUUUUUUGGGUAUGUCAGAAAUUUGUCGUAAGGAUUCAUUGGCUCGCAAUCUCAACACAAUGUCCAAUAGUUUUCGAGACGAUUAUAACUUUUAUCCUAUGACGUGGUAUUUACCAUCAGAUUACAUAAAAUUUCAAACUUACGUGAAUCAACAUAAAAGUGCAACAUAUAUUUUAAAACCAACAACAGGAAGUCGAGGAACCGGAAUAUACAUAACGAAAUCUCCGAAAAAAAUUAAUCAAUAUGAGCAAAUGAUUUGUCAGCUUUAUAUUUCCAAACCAUUGUUGUUAGACGGCUAUAAAUUUGACAUGCGUGUGUAUACUUUAAUAGCAUCGUGUGAUCCACUUAAGAUAUACGUUUACAAUGAUGGUCUUGUCAGAUUAGCAACGGAACCAUAUGUAACGCCUACGCACGAUAAUGUGAACGAUCGGUUUAUGCACCUAACCAAUUACUCGGUAAACAAAUGCAAUAAAAUGUACAUUGAUAACGAACUUUUUGGAAGUAAACGUCGAAUUACAGCACUUGCUGAUUGGCUCCAUUCAGAAGGCUACGACGUGAAAAAAAUAUGGAACGAAAUUGAUGACGUCAUCAUUAAAACCAUGAUCUUGGCCUAUCCGUUUGUCAACCGCAGCUAUCAGUCGUGUUUCUCUGGUCAUAAAUACACGCCGCCAUGCUUCGAGAUACUUGGAUUUGAUAUACUUUUGGAUGAAAACUGCAAACCGUAUCUCUUGGAAGUUAAUCAUUCACCAGAUUUUCACACGGACACUUCGACUGACAAAAUAGUGAAACGAGAACUAUUGAUUGAUACGUUUAGGCUAUUGCAGUUGAAUAAGACUCUAAAAAAAUUCGUUUCUGGGGAGGAUAAAUGGAAAAUUCAACAACAAACCAUCAAAGCUGAUAAAAACGUUUAG
This is a messenger RNA of Macrosiphum euphorbiae (potato aphid), 1134 nucleotides long. The record is from the annotation of a GenBank genome assembly. Lineage: Eukaryota; Metazoa; Arthropoda; Insecta; Hemiptera; Aphididae.